Gadus chalcogrammus (walleye pollock) is the source of this 2121-nucleotide messenger RNA. It is a transcript of the gene cabp5b, whose product is annotated as calcium binding protein 5b. Lineage: Eukaryota; Metazoa; Chordata; Actinopteri; Gadiformes; Gadidae. The record is from RefSeq and is a predicted model, not a curated record. Gene Ontology annotation, molecular function: calcium ion binding. The coding region runs from base 452 to 1027 and encodes 191 amino acids. The transcript has 8 exons.
UUAGAGGGAAGUAAGCCCCGCCCCUUCAGUGCUGUCGUUCAUGCGCAGCUAGAACGCUAACACAAGCAGACGAGUGAGAACGAGCUGAGAAAAAGAGUCAACUAUAGAGUCAGUUAUUAAAUUAUAUAACAACUGAGUGGAGUUGAAGGGAAACGAACCCGAAGUGAGAGAGAGGGAAUUGAUGACCGAGCGCCGGGAGUCUUAUUGUUUUCGGCCGAGUCUUGGAUCACUUUCCCAUAGCCAGCCUUCGGACGUACUUCUGCAGGGUCCAAAUGAGCUGGUGUGCCUGGCUUACAGAUUUGGCCCUGCCUCCAUCAAUAUCAACUGGCUUCUCGAUGGCACCACACAGCUCAGGAGUUACAAUACUAGUGAACUUCACUGAGGUCCAAAGGGAAAGUUCGGCAUCCAAAGCCGACUCCCUCUUUCCCGCCACGAAUGGCUACCUGGGCAGAUGUACACCUGCAGGAUAAACCAUUGUAACGAACGGAACAUGUCCAAACCAGAACCUUGGAGCAUCAUGAGUUCGGGACAGGCCUGUAUCUUCCUCAGGCGUGGCAACAGAAGACAGCAAAGACAACUGACCAAUGAGGAAAUAGAAGAGUUACGGGAGGCUUUUGAGGAGUUUGAUAAGGACAAAGAUGGCUUCAUAAGCUGUAAGGACCUGGGCAACCUUAUGAGAACUAUGGGCUACAUGCCAACCGAAAUGGAACUCAUAGAACUGGGCCAGAACAUCAACAUGAACUUGGGAGGAAGAGUAGACUUUGAAGAUUUUGUGGAACUGAUGACCCCCAAGCUUCUGGCAGAAACGUCAGGGAUGAUCGGGCUGAAAGAACUGAAAGAUGCAUUUAAAGAGUUUGACUUAGAUGGUGACGGCAGCAUCACCACUGAAGAACUGCGCCAUGCGAUGACCAAGUUACUGGGCGAGCAGACCACCAAGACCGAGAUCGAACAGGUGGUCCGGGAGGCAGACAAAAAUGGAGAUGGCACAGUUGACUUUGAGGAGUUUGUUAAAAUGAUGUCCCGUUAACGGCACCAUGAAGAAAUCCUGGAAGUGUGACAGAGGAAAGGAAGUCUUUUAGUACUUUCCCUACUAAAUAUCAACAUCUUGGACUAUUUUUAACUGCUGACUUUUUUUAAAUGCUUACCAGAAACGAUUUAUUUUGUUUAAUUUAUUUAUAAUAUUUGCCAUUUGUUGCUACGUAAGAAAAGAAGCAGCACAAUAUUUUACAUGUAAAUGUCUGCAAUGUAUUUGUAUUCUUGGACUUAAAACCUAAAACAUAAAUAUUAUUUUACUUGUUGUGUUUGUUUGUCUACUUUAUAUAUCAAGACAGUCCUAGCACAGAGUUAUGCAGUGACAAUGGCCUCGGAGAACCAGACCUUAAGUUAAAUAUUUGAUCUUUGACACAGUUUUUAUGAAGAAUGGAUUAUCAAUAUCAAAGGUCCUUGACAUCUGCUUCGGCAGUCAGUCUCUUGCAGCUGCUUUGCACUGAAAAAUAUGCUGUUGAAUUAUAUAUCUUCAAAAAUAAUCCAAUUGUUAAUAACUGAUGAACUGGUUGUGGGAGGCAACUGGACCUAUGCAUUCACUUGUUGUUGUUGGUGUUGUUGAUGUUGUAAUCUCUCUUAACUAAUCCUGUCUCACCACGCUUAAUGUGGUCAGGGCUAUCCAAUAGGAAAAAAGAUUUCAGCAUUUACACUGACAUGUAUAUUGUUUCCUAUAGAAUUGACAUAUUUAGUAAGAUUUGUAACACUGAACCCAUAUAACACAAGUUCAUGUUUUGAAACCAUUGGCAAUUGCAUAAGACAACCAAAUUAUUUGGUGUGUGUGUCUGGUGUAUGUAUAUGAAUUCAUACAUUUUGUAUGCAUGUAUAUGUCUGGAUUAAUCUGUCUUUAUGCCGUGGAUUAGUUGAGUCCAUCUAAUCCUGAUGACAUGAGCAGAUGGCAGAGAAGGAAGCUUUCAUGUACUAAAUUAAUCUAAUGUUACUCUGCAACUGGAAAAGGUUAAUGGAGAGAAUCUUUUAGAACAAAGUGUAUUAAGGUCAAUUCUUCCAAGUCCCUCAUUGUACUUGAGAUCUGUGCUGUGCGGAGGAUUCUGCUUAUCCCCAUCAUGAGUGAAAUUGUGG